AUGGACAACGGGUCGUGCUGCCUCCUGCAGGGGGACCCCAUGGCGCAGGUGAUGCCCCCCCUGCUGAUCCUGUUUUUCGUGCUGGGCGCGCUGGGCAACGGGCUGGCCCUGUGCGGCUUCUGCUUCUCCCUGAAGACCUGGAAGCCCAGCACCAUCUACCUGUUCAACCUGGCGGUGGCCGACUUCCUGCUCAUGGUGUGCCUGCCCUUCCGCACCGACUACUACCGGCGGGACCGGCACUGGGCCUUCGGGGACGCGCCGUGCCGGCUGGUGCUGUUCAUGCUGGCCCUGAACCGGGCGGGCAGCAUCGUCUUCCUCACCGUGGUGGCCGUGGACCGCUACUUCAAGGUGGUGCACCCGCACCACGCGGCCAACGCCGUGUCCAAGCGCGCGGCGGCCGGCCUGGCCCUGGGGCUGUGGGGCGCGGUGCUGCUGGGCACGCUGCACCUGCUCACCGAGGACCACCGGUGCACGGCGCCCGGCGGGCCGCCCGCGCCCUCCUGCGAGAGCUUCAUCAUGGAGUCGGCCAACGGCUGGCACGACAUCAUGUUCCAGCUGGAGUUCUUCCUGCCGCUGGGCGCCAUCCUCUUCUGCUCGGGCCGCGUGGUGUGGAGCCUGCGGCGGCGGCGGCGGCUGGCCCGGCAGGCCCGCCUGCGCAGGGCCACGCGCUUCAUCGCCGUGGUGGCCGCCGUGUUCGUCACCUGCUACCUGCCCAGCGUGGCGGCCCGGCUGUACUUCCUGUGCACGGUGCCCGCCAGCGCCUGCCACCCCGCCGUGCACGCCGCCCUGCACGUGGCGCUCAGCCUCACCUACAUGAACAGCGUGCUGGACCCGCUGGUCUACUGCUUCUCCAGCCCGGCCUUCCCCCGCCUCUGGGCCCGGCUCAAGGCGCCCGGCCCGCGGGCGCGGAGGCGCGAGGAGGUGCCCAUCGCGCGCCUCUGCCGCCAGGACGGCACCGCCGCCGCCAGCAACGGGCAGAGCCGGCCCUGCGGGCCCUGA
Pipistrellus nathusii (Nathusius's pipistrelle) is the source of this 999-nucleotide messenger RNA. NCBI's taxonomy places the organism in Eukaryota, Metazoa, Chordata, Mammalia, Chiroptera, Vespertilionidae. The record is from the annotation of a GenBank genome assembly.